CACAGCGCGCGUACAUGGUGCCAAGCACAUACAAAGUAGAUCGACCGGCAUUCGAUUUUCUUGCUCGAAACCAGCUUGGUUUCCUCUCACUUCAUUUUGUGCAUGCCGGGUUGAAGUUUCAAUCAGCUUUCCACGAAGCAGCGAAUAUAAGUACUUCUCCGCACAUUUCCACGUUAGCCGUUGCAUUGACCCACUUGUCAAGUCUUCUGCAACUUUUUGCAUUCGCUGAUUUGCAUCGAUUUUUUCUUGUUACUUCGAAGAAUGCCUCGUCAGAAGCAGUCUGUUCCAGUCAGCCAGAAGGCAAAAAAAACUAUCGUUCAGCCCAUCCGAAGGGUCGGAGGUCCACCGAUGCGCCCGUCUGCUGCAGGAAAUACCGUCCGUUUCCGUCGCGAAAACACUCCCGAGCCGAGCACAAGUGCAUCGCCACCUCGAGGUCAACCGCAGUUUCGUGUUCCCGCGGUUCCGCCUUUACGGAGCCAAAAGCAGGAUGAACGCGCUAGGACCACUGGCAGCCGCCCAGCGCCAGGUUCCGGAAGGCCUCCGGUAGUGCAGAGCCAGGUUCAGGCCGCACGUAAACAUAAGACACCGAAUCGACGCCGUCGACGACCGGGAGUACUGGCUUUGAAGGAGAUCCGCUAUUUGCAGAACACCACGCACCACUUAAUUCCGCGUAUGUCCUUCAUGCGGUUGGUCCGAGAAAUCGCGCAGAAAUUCAUGCCGGAUAUCCGAUUCCAGUCUAAUGCUCUGGAGGCAAUUCAGGAAGGCGCGGAAUGCUUUUUGGUCAACCUAUUCGAAGACAUUAACUUGUGCGCCGUCCAUGGACGUCGCGUCACGAUCAUGCCGAGGGAUAUGACUCUAGUGCUGCGCUUGCGGGAGAAUUAUAAUCAAAGUCGCCGAUAUCGUACGCUUGACGAACGCGGUCUGGGUGUCCGACGCAUGUGAAGGAGCCACGAACCUCACGACAGACAACUGGACCUUGUCCAGCGAAUCAAUUAAACAAGACAUAGUUUUGCAUUUUCUUUAUAAAAUAAGCUAUUAGGCUGCAAAGCACAAUUAUAUAACAAAGGUUUACUUUUAUUCCGUAUCGGUGGUAUUCGGCAGCAUGCCAGAAUUGUUUACUUCCUGGUUUUGUGGUAUACUUUAGAGUUGAAGACGAAGUAGCCGUAUAGACAAUAUUCGACUUGCAAUUGAGAUGUUUGUUGUGUGUUGUAUAUAUGUUUACAUUAUUGUAAUAUGUAUAUUUAUUAUGUUUUUCUGUUUUGAUUACCUUGCCGAUGUUUGAACCUCACUCCGAAAAGAUUAUAUUACUUUAGUCGAUCAUUAUAGUUUCUGUUGCCCGGCAUGGCCGCUGUUGUGGCUCUUGACUAACGUACAUCAUCAGUUCGUGCUAUGUUUUGCGAUUACAAAGAAUUCGUUGUU
Messenger RNA from Paramacrobiotus metropolitanus, 1419 nucleotides. RefSeq names its product putative histone H3.3-like type 3. Gene Ontology annotation, cellular component: nucleosome. The coding region runs from base 262 to 942 and encodes 226 amino acids. Gene Ontology annotation, molecular function: structural constituent of chromatin; DNA binding; protein heterodimerization activity. NCBI's taxonomy places the organism in Eukaryota, Metazoa, Tardigrada, Eutardigrada, Parachela, Macrobiotidae. The transcript has 5 exons. The record is from RefSeq and is a predicted model, not a curated record.